Cornus florida is the source of this 4057-nucleotide messenger RNA. Its product is annotated as putative pentatricopeptide repeat-containing protein At1g64310. Lineage: Eukaryota; Viridiplantae; Streptophyta; Magnoliopsida; Cornales; Cornaceae. The transcript has 3 exons. Gene Ontology annotation, molecular function: RNA binding; protein binding. Gene Ontology annotation, biological process: RNA modification. The record is from RefSeq and is a predicted model, not a curated record. Bases 250 to 1911 code for a protein of 553 amino acids.
CCAUUCCACAUAACUAAAUUACCUUCCUUUUUUGUAACUGUGGUUGGUCUUGUUACCAACAUACUUUGACAAUUUGUAUGUCAAGCACCUAUAUAUCUUUUAAAAAGACCAGAAAGCCUCGAUAGACGUCUAAUUAUUGCCUCUAAUUUUCUCAAUCUUUUAUCUCUAUAUUCUCUGUUAAAAUCCCAUUUUCAGAAUUACCUGCAAUUCUCUCAUGGAAUUUAAUGGUAAGCCAAGAAACAAUUUUUAAUGCCCAUUCAAUUCAGUUCACUUGUCUUCGAGCUCUCGAAGAUUCAUCAGACCCUUUCAAGAACCAAACAAUUGCAUGGUUUGAUCAUCAGGAAUUGUCUCACCUAUGACCCAUUUUAUGCGACUAAAAUCAUCAGGUUUUAUGCCAUCAAUAAGGACCUUAUCUCUGCUCGUAACAUGUUUGAUGAAACUCCCCACCGAAGUGUCUUCCUUUGGAACUCCAUAAUCAGAGCUUAUGCCCGCGUCCAUGAAUUUAAUGAUGCAUUUUAUCUCUUCAAAGAGAUGCUUUGUUCAGAAACAAAGCCUGAUAACUUCACAUUUGCGUGUGUUGUUCGUGGGUGUACGGAAAAUUGUGAUCUAGAAGGAUUGAGAAUUGUACAUGGAGGAGUUAUAGUUUCUGGUAUGGGAUUGGAUUCCAUUAUUAGUAGUGCACUCGUGACAGCUUAUUCUAAAGUGGGUCUUGUGGAUGAGGCAAGUAAGGUGUUCUAUAGGAUGCCGGAGCCAGAUUUGGUUUUAUGGAAUUCAAUGAUUUCAGGUUAUGGGUUUUGUGGGCAUUGGGAUAAAGGGCUACAACUUUUUAAUAUGAUGCGAAGCAGGGGAAAGCAUUCUGAUGGUUAUACUUUGGUGGGGUUGAUUUCGGGUUUGAUGGAUCCCGGCUUGCUGGAAAUUGGUCAAGGAAUUCAUGGAUUUUGUUUGAAAAGUGGCUUUGAUUCUAAUGCUCAUAUAUGUUCUGUACUGGUUAGCAUGUAUGCAAGAUUCAAGUGUUUGAACUCAGCACAUAGAGUUUUUGAUAGUUUGUUGCAACCUGAUCUUGUUACGUGGUCUGCUCUCAUAACCGGUUUUUCCCAGUCUGGAGACUCCGAAAGGGCCUUGAUUCUCUUCAAGAAAAUGAAUAUGGAAGGUAAGAAGGCAGACUCCAUAUUGAUUGCUAGUUUACUGGUGGCUAGUGCUCAAUUGGCGAUCGUAGGGCCUGGCAGUGAAAUACAUGGUUUUGUUCUUCGACAUGGAUAUGAGUCAGACGUCAUGGUAUCUUCUGCUCUCAUUGACAUGUAUUCAAAGUGUGGUUUCUUGGGAAUGGGAAUUCGGGUUUUUGACAGUGUGCCAAAAAGGAAUAUCAUUUCUUACAAUUCAUUAAUUUCUGGUCUUGGCUUGCAUGGACAUGCUUCUGAGGCAUUUGAAAUUUUCGAGGAGAUACUAAAGGGAGGACUUAAACCAGAUGAAUCCACUUUCUCAAAUCUUCUUUGUGCUUGCUGCCAUGCUGGUCUUGUUAAAGAUGGUCGGGAAUAUUUCAGUAGAAUGAAAAAUGAAUUUGGCAUCCAAGCUAGAGCAGAGCAUUUUGUUUACUUGGUAAAGCUUUUAGGGAUGAAUGGAGAGCUGGAAGAGGCUUUUAAUCUCAUCCAGUCCUUGCCAGAACCAGUGGAUUCUGGCAUUUGGGGCGCACUUCUAUCAUGCUGUGAUGUUCUUGGAAAUUCUGAGUUGGCAGAAAUUGUAGCUCAGCGGAUCUUUGAAAAUAAACCAGAAAAAAGUACGUACAAGGUUAUGCUUUCAAACAUAUAUGCUGCUGAUGGAAGGUGGAAUGAUGCGAUGAAAUUGAGAGAUGAUAUGAAAGGAGGGAUGAGGAAAACACCUGGAAUUAGCUGGAUUGAGGAAUGUAGUAUUUAGUAAUAAUUGGACAGUUGAAUGAAUGCUGGAUUAUGACUUUCUUAUCCCAGGUCAUUCUGUGAUAUUGAUACACAGAAGAACUGUUAGUAUCCAGAAGCUUCUAAAAGAGGUAAAGCAUUAGAAAACACUUGCUCAUUAGGAUAUAACCAAACAUAUAAGAUAUUGUUGCUUUUACUCCAUUGAAUUUAUUUGCCAUUAUGGUAAUAUAUAGAGAAAUCUAUUGAUAAUUGACAUGCAAACAGUGAAGAACCAAACUCCAUUUUUUGGAAGAAUGAGGUCCUUUUAGGUUUUGCGACAAUACGGCUGUAAUAAUAGUGAAAUUCAGUCCAACAUGUGGCUCAGUGUGUUGAUCUGGUUGUGAGGAAUGACAGAACUUGAUCUUUGAAUCACUAGUUAUCGAGUUGGCAGUCCGGUCUAUUAUAUCGUUCCUCCUUAUUAGAGCUGUAGUUUGUAUAGCAGCCAUACAUGAGCGAGUGUGUCGACCCAGAAUGGCAUUGUUUUACCAUAUGUAGCUCUUUUGGUUGAAUUGUAAACUCAUAACUCCUACAAUAUCAAUGCGACCCUUAAACAAUCCAGAUAUUGGUACAAUAAUUAUAUUUCUCCCAUUCUUAGUUUGGAAGAGAGACAGGCUAACUUUGGUAAGUAACUAACUCUUACCCCUUCUAUUAGCAAUAACCUCUGCAGAGUGCAUCGAGUCACAGCCUGCUAAAACUUACACAUUCAUAUUGCAGCCAAGGGGAAUAUAUCCAGUGAACCAAUCCUUUUAUUGCCAGUGGUCCGUUUACCUUGCAAAUGGACACCAAGGCGAGUAAAUCUUCCUUGAACUGUUCCUUUUAUUAUACCCCUCAUGCAAUCUUCCUUAAAACAACAAAGGCAUGUAAUAUACAUACUACGAGGAACAGCACUUCCCCAUGACUUCAGAGGCACAUGGACAACCUUGUGUCGAAGCUUCAUAGCACUCCUCGUUGACUGCUGUACUAAGGCUGAAAAAGAACCUCCAAAGAUACCUGGCGAUGCUGAUCUCAGGUCCCACAUGACUUGUUAGUUUCAUGCUGCACAAAGGAAACUAGAGAAGGUCAUCAAUUAUAUGGAAAGAGAGUUGACCUGAAUGAUUGUCAUGAUUGUGCAUCAGCUUGGUCUCACUUUUGUAUCCCAGUCGCACUCAGAGGUGACAUUGAUAUAAACAUCUAAAAUUAAGUCCAUUUUGAUGAUUCAACGUGUAUAUGAGUAACUCUUGCUUUGGACAAUGAUUGAACUUCCACAUUGGUAAAAAAAAGAAAAGAAAAGAGAUGAUUUUCUUUUGAUCACCGUUACUGUAAGAGUAUAAUUUUACAUUGUUGUGCUUGCAUUGCAUGUCUGGAGUUGGUUUCCAAUUUUCUGCAUUACACCAUGUAUGCCUAUGUGCUCUCUGUAGAAACGUGGCUAACAAUGCUUGAUCCGUCGAGCCUAGAGGGUCAAAACCUUUAGUAUAAACGAAAAAAAAAAAAAAAAAAAAAAGGCUUGCCUGGUUGAUCAUGCCACAGCAAAUGGUCUAAUGUGAGAUUUGGUGUAACAUUUGUGUCUUUAUAAGUUGUGGAUUGAGUUUGUGGUUUCAAUUUCAUGGACUAUUAGGGUUGUACAUAGAGCCAUCUACUGGCCUCACUUUAAAUUGAAUGAGAUCUGAAUGCUGCAGCUGUGAGCCCUUAUUGAUUUUGACAAUUCACCCAACGCCAAACUGGGGCUUUUCAAUAAUCCCUUGCAAAUAGGCAGUGAAAAUUACGUAGAUACCAGUCAAUAAACAAAGUUUGUGUAAAUUAGUCAUGAACCCAUAGAUUAUUUUAUUUUAUUUUAUUUGUUUUACCUAUACAUUUUAAACCACAUCUUCUGGAUUGUACUCUAUUUUCCAACCUGAAAACUCAGAGUGCCUUUUUUCUUUAGGGUGGUGGACCUGGUGGUAUUAGCUUGUCCAGUUAGUCUUUCUAGCACACAGAGUCAAGGCCUUAGGCUCAACAAUUUAAUUGGGAAUUCUGUUAAAGCCUGCCUUAGUGUGAAUCCAUAGGUUUAGUGUAUUAGGCUCCUUUUUGAACAGGAUUCAGAAUCUUGGUCACUUGAGGUUCAUGAUUUUUUCACCCUACCAUCUAGAACUGAACUAUGGGAAGGUAUAGGA